Molecule: messenger RNA, 456 nt
Organism: Paraglomus occultum
Lineage: Eukaryota; Fungi; Glomeromycota; Glomeromycetes; Paraglomerales; Paraglomeraceae
Source: the annotation of a GenBank genome assembly
AUGUAUCGUGGGCAUGGAAUUCUACAGAAAAUUGGACAAAGGAACAUAAAACGCCACGUACACCGAACGGCGACGUCUUGCAUGCCUACUAUCGUGGCAUUAACUACUACGGUGGGCGUUGAAGAUCUUACUUCCACUAAGCUCAUGUCAGCCAACUGUCACAAUCAAGAUUGUAUUUGCCCCGCACGAAGACACCAGAGGGCUCACUGUACGCUGCAUUCGACACCUGGACGAUAUUAUGGCAAAGUGUAUGAGGCUAUGCGGAUGCUUGGGCCUGAAGAGAACCCAUUGAGCAGUGUUGUUAACCUGACCAGUGACAUCAUUAUCAACUGCCAGAAGGUUCUUGUCGUCAAUUUUGGGAUUAUUUCUGUGAGUACGCUACCUAAUGAUACAGCAAUGGAUCCAAUUACCAUGGAUAAUGCAGUCCGUAUACGACCUUCAAAUGCAAUUGCGUAG